ACCCUAGGGCGCUGUGGCAGUGCUACCUGCACAAAUUACCUGCUUGAAUUACACCGGAAAUAGGAAGUACGCCAAUAAUCCUGCGCACAGAGGCUGUAAUUAUCAUGACAUUCCAGUUAUCAAUAACCAGUUUUAUCUCCAACAAUAAACAAUGUAAAACGGCCAAGGACUGGAGUUUGACACGUCUGCUAGAGUCUAAAUGGCUGCACCAAAACGUUGUGCCUCCGACGACAAUGAGUUCCUGGACGGAACCAGCAGCUUCAAGAAGUCGUGUCCGGGUGGCAGCAGAACCAGCAGCUCCAAGAAUCCUGGACACGUAGCUGCUCUGAUUCUGGCCCGAGGUGGAAGCAAAGGGAUCCCGCUGAAGAACAUCAAGACUCUGGCUGGGGUCCCCCUCAUCGGCUGGGUGCUGAGAGCGGCUAUUGACUGUGGGAAGUUCGACAGUGUCUGGGUGUCAACAGACCACGAUGAGAUUGAAAAAGUUGCCAAAUCCUGGGGGGCCAAAGUCCACCGCAGGAGCCCAAAAGUCUCCAGGGACUGUUCCUCUUCCCUGGAGACCAUAAACGAGUUUAUCGAGAAAAACCCAUACGUGACGGUGGUCUGUAACAUCCAGGCUACGUCUCCGUGUCUCCACCCAUCGCACUUACAGGAGGCCCUGAAGAAGAUCACUGAGGACAGAUUUGACUCAGUCGUCUCUGUGGUCCGGAGACACCAGUUCCGCUGGAAGGAGGUCAAGGAGGGAAGUGACCAAUGCACUCAGCCGGAGAAUCUGGACCCUAAGAAUCGUCCGCGGCGUCAGGACUGGGAUGGAGAGCUCUAUGAGAACGGCUCGUUUUACUUCGCCACCACAGACAUCAUCAUGAAGAAGGGAAGCAUGCAGGGCGGUAAGGUCGCCUACUUUGAGAUGGAGCCGCAGCACAGCGUGGACAUCGACAUAGACAUCGACUGGCCCGUGGCAGAGCAUAGGGUCCUCAGGUACGGUUACUUCGGCCGGGGAGUGUCCAUGAUGUUCUGUAAGGUCUCCGGAUGUUUGACCGAUGGAAAGGUCUUUCUGUCCGUGUCUGGAGAGGACUCGGUCUCUAUCCACACUAGAGACACAGCAGGGCUCAGGAUGCUGCAGAAAGACGAUGUGAAGGUGGUGGUGAUGAUCUCAAAGGAGGAGCUUCUGAUGAAAUCGCUGAUUACAAAACUGGAGAAGAUGACUGGCUGUAAGGUCAUGACGGUCGGAGAGGAUCCACUGAAGGAUGUGCAGUCGGUAGUGGAGAAAAAUAAGCUAGACUGGAAGGAUGUGGCCUACAUGGGAAACGAUGCGGCAGACGCCAGCUGUCUGAAACUGGCCGGUCUGAGCGCAGUACCUGCAGACGCUCCACCAGAAGCCGCUCAAGCUGCCAAGUACACCUGCAAGAACGCCGGAGGGGGGGGAGCCGUGAGAGACUUCGUUGAACACGUGUUGCUGCAGAAGGAGCAGGUCAAAGCCCAGAUGAAGCAGGACCGGAUCGACCGCAACAACUUCUGAUAGCAGCCUACAGGAACGACAGUCAUUAGGGCACAUUUAUAGGAAGCUCAGGGACAAUGAUCACCAUGAGCAGCUCUGCAGAAUCACAGUGGCUUAGAAAACAUACAGUGUUCAGAGUCAGACGUGUCGUUACAGAGAACAUCAUCUUGUCUUUGCUGCUGAUUCUUAUCACUAAAAGCUGAACAUCAUCUUGUCUUUGCUGCUUAUUCUUAACACUAAAAGCUGAACAUCAUCUUGUCUUUGCUGCUGAUUCUUAACACUAAAAGCUGAACAUCAUCUUGUCUUUGCUGCUUAUUCUUAUCACUAAAAGCUGAACAAUUCAAAUUUCCUUAAACAUGACCCUUUUGUGUCAGGAUAUAAAAACCAAUUGAUGACAAACGAAGACUGAUCACUACCUAAUCACAGGGAUAAAUGGGAAUACUUAAAAUAUAAAAUACGUCAAAUUUCCAUCUCUUAUAGUAAAGUCUUAAGGUAAUAUAAUAAACAAAAGGAAGCAGGCAUUGUAAGAGAAACACACAAUAUUAGUAAUAAAACUACUACUAAAUAAAGACGACAAAAAUGAAUCCUUUUACUUCUCAUUAGACAAUAUUUAUAUUAAUAAAACCAAGGGAAACCUAGAUCCAGUCUAAAGCAAAAUGGAGGGAGGAGGGAGAAAGAAGUUCAGCAUAUUUCUGCAGGCUAGAAAAAGGAAGACAGGAACGUCAUACAAUUAAGAAACUGAUCAUUGAUAAUCAGGAAUGCACUGAUCCAGUUAGGAUCUCAAAGAAAGUUUUCAGAUUUUAUAGCCAACUGAACUCCUCUUCUUAUUCUAAUGCAGAUGCAGAGAAACUCUUUGAGUCUAUUAGAGAACAAAUCCUUACUGUCGAUGAGUGUUUUAAGAUUUAUGUGAUGCAGAAAUCUCAAUGGAGGAAGUAGAAAAAGCAUUGAAAUGUUUAGCUUUAGACAAAUCUCCAGGUUCAGAUGGCCUAAUGAGUAACUUUAAAGACACUUCUAGAUUAAUCUAAAAGAUCUAAUGUUCAAAAUGCUUAAAGAAAUCUCUACAAUGUUUAUUCUACCAACCACAAUGAAGCAAGGAGUCACAUCUCUGAUUCACAAACCUGGAAAGGAUCCAAAAAUAAUUGACAAUCUUCGCCCCAUAACUCCACCAAACAAUGAUUACAAAAUAUUUAACCCAUAUAUAUGUAAAUAAAUUAAAAAGUGGUAUCACUGAUAUUAUCUCAGACACACAAUCGGGUUUCAUUAAGGGAUGUUCAAUUCACAACAUACGACUUGUAUUUGAAUAACUUGUUUACGACCUAAUAGAAGAUGAUGGCUUCGUUCUAUUUUCAGAUUUCUUGAAAGCCUUCGACAUGAUUGAACACUAAUUAAUGUUUCGCACCCUAGAUCUCUUUGGAUUUUGUAAACGCUUUACGCAGUUAAAAGCAAAACAGGCAAAACAUUGGAAAAACUUUCAGUGAUGUUGGAGUUUCAAGCAGCUGUUCUUCCUGAAAGGAUAAAAGUAGGAUGUAUGUGUUUUCCUGUUAGGCCACUUAUCCCUCCUCCUCUAAGAUGUUAUAAGUGCCAGAGAUAUGGACUUAUCACAGCAGCAUGUAAGGGAAACAAAGAUGUAGGAGCCAUUUAUGUUCUUGGUGUUGGGUUAUAGUUGGAUUUAUUUUACUUGGUUUGUUUUGGGUGGUGUUUUCACGCUGGUUUACACACUGAUCUAUAUUUCAUUCUACCACUGGUGGCGGUGUGGGGUGAAAGUUAUAUAGGUGCAGAGGUGAGAAGGCAGAAGGUUUGGGUGAGGGAUGGUCCUACGGUUUUUACCGCUCUGUUGGCCAAGCCUAGCUUUUAUUGGUGGUCUUGUGUUGUGUUAGAGCUCAGUAGAUUAAGUAAUCAAACAUCACAAGCUGUUCAAUAAAUGGGAGCAUUCCCCAACAUA
This is a messenger RNA of Girardinichthys multiradiatus, 3437 nucleotides long. Its product is annotated as N-acylneuraminate cytidylyltransferase-like. Lineage: Eukaryota; Metazoa; Chordata; Actinopteri; Cyprinodontiformes; Goodeidae. The coding region runs from base 200 to 1516 and encodes 438 amino acids. Gene Ontology annotation, molecular function: N-acylneuraminate cytidylyltransferase activity. The transcript is spliced from 8 exons. The record is from RefSeq and is a predicted model, not a curated record.